Scylla paramamosain (green mud crab) is the source of this 1929-nucleotide messenger RNA. RefSeq names its product cAMP-regulated phosphoprotein 19-B-like (gene endos). The coding region runs from base 129 to 509 and encodes 126 amino acids. NCBI's taxonomy places the organism in Eukaryota, Metazoa, Arthropoda, Malacostraca, Decapoda, Portunidae. The transcript is spliced from 3 exons. Gene Ontology annotation, molecular function: protein phosphatase inhibitor activity. Gene Ontology annotation, cellular component: cytoplasm. The record is from RefSeq and is a predicted model, not a curated record.
CCUGCAGAUACACUAGUGCCUCAGUGAGUGGUGGUGCUGGCGGACGGUGGGACGCAGACACUUGCCUUCCCUUGUUUGCUGUCUUGUGGGGCUUUUUUUUCCCCCCCUUCAGCCACCGUCCUGUGAUCAUGUCCGACUCCGAGAACAAGGAGGAGACCAGCUCGCCCGUGGAGAAGAAGCCCGAGGAGGCCGAGGAGAGCCAAAAGGAGGCCACCCCAGCAGCCCCAACUGCAGCCAUGGUAGAGGCAGCUGAGGAGGCCAAGCUGAGAUCUAAGUACCCUAAGUACCCCCCCAUGGCAGGACACUCUGCCUUCCUACAGAAGAGGCUCACCAAAGGGCAAAAAUAUUUUGACUCUGGAGACUACCAGAUGGCCAAGCAGAAACCUGCUAGCAAGUCCAGGAUGCCACCGCUGCUUGCCCAACCCACCGGUGAGGCCAUCCCCACCCCAGAGUCAGUGCCUGUCAGGAAGACCUCUAUCAUCCACAGCAAGCUGACCUCUGCAUCCUAAACCACUCUCAUUCACUGACCUGUCUUUUACCCAACCAUUUUCUGGGUCUCGGGCAGAUUGUGAUGACUCAACUACUACUUCAUGAUGAUAACCCUGUUGUGUGUCUAGAGUGGAAAGGGAGGGUUACUGAGCCUCCUGUGAUCUUGACCUAGUUGAACUGGACUACCAUGUAUUGCUUCAUAAGUGUUGGGAGUCAUGGUGGUCAUUUGGGUAAGUAUAGCCAAAUGUUCUCUUCCUUACCUAGCCUGUUGGAAUGGACAUUUUGGCCUACUAACAUACAAAAAGAGAAAAAAAGGCUUCUUGGUCACAGAAGCAGAUUUAUGGCCGUGUCUGUGUUGUGUGAUACUAAGGUCUUUUGUGGUCCACUGAGGGUUUCUUAAAGCUUGAUGGUAGUUGAGAGUUGGCCUAGCAGUGAGGAUUUACAUUUUGACUAAAUACAUUUACUUACCAUGUUACCAUUUUUUUUUUUUUUCUUCGUGUGAUAAGUAUUUUGAAUACAUACAUACAUGUUAAAAAUUCAUUACUGAGUUGAGGUAGAAGAAAACAAUUAGUUUCUAACUUUUGUGAGUGACUUUGAGCUGGAGAAGUAACAAUAGUAAUUUUUUGCUUCAUGGAAAGAAAACAUAAGCUUUUGUAAUGGUUUAAAUAAUUUUUAUCAAUAUUCUUUUCUACCUAGUUUUGUCAGCACUCUGUUAUUUAAAAUAACCAAAAGUACUGUAGAUUCAGGUUUUGUUUCAUCUCAAGUAUUUUUUAAGUGAAACAGUUUUUCAUGCCUUUCUUAGACUUGGGAGUUUUUCAUGCCUUUCUUAGACUUGUGACAUGUUCCUGAAAGAGUAUGAUAAGAAAGGGAAAAAAAAAAAAAUUUAGUGCAUCCUCAUAAUACUGCAAAGCUGAUCAUGACUUGAAUAUUCAGACUCAAUUCUUGUAUUGUGUAGACUUUGAAAGUAGCUGAAUACAGGUUUCAUGACUCAACAUCAGUUUCUACAAAAUUUGAACUGUAGACCUAUACCAUGUGACUUUUAUCUAUAUGUCUUUCAUAUUAACCAAAAGAGAUCAAUCUUAUCCUUCAUAAAUGGUUGAUUAGAGCACUUUGCUUAGCUCUGGUGAGGUGAAGCUUGAGUGACCCUUGCAACCCCCCCUUCCAGUGACCAGGUUAGACUACCCCUCACUCACUCUGGUCACAAAUUUACUGCUGAGAGCCAUAGUCAUGCAGUUCUAUAUUUUUAACCAGUAUCAUUGUAGCUGUGUAUGGGUCUGGUGUAUAUGGGAAAGCAUAUACAACUAUGGAUGUAAAUUUUCACAGAAGAAAUUUAUAAUAUUGUUUACAUGCCAUAUAUAACGUUCAUGGAAACCUUUUGUUGCCUGUCAAGUUUUCUCGUGUUUUGUGCUGUAAAAAAUAAUAAACUGAUAUUAGUUUUCA